ACCAUUACUAUUGAAAAUAAAUUAUCCUUAAAAUGAAAUCAGCUUUGGCCAACUUGGGAAUGGUCCUUCAAUCUUUGGCGUUAGCGUCAUCCGUCUACGGUCUGCUGGGCCCUCAAGUCACGUUGUCCGACGGAGACACCAUUACUGGUAACUACGAACCCCUUAACAACCUUGAAUCCUACUUGGGUAUUCCUUUUGCGGCUCCUCCCGUCGGGCCCUUGAGAUUCAAGCCACCCCAGCCAUACACCGGGAGCUUGAACGGCUUCCAGGCCCUGGCCUACGGUCCAUCGUGUCCUCAAAUGGAGAUUGCGUCGGGAGCGUCGGGAAUCGUCGGGUUGUUGCCACAAGAUGUUGUGAGCUUGGUGAUGCAAACUCCGUUGUUUAACGCAAUCAUCCCCCAAUCCGAGGAUUGUUUGACUCUCAAUAUUUACAGAAAGAGAGGUCUCUCUUCUACUGCCAAGUUGCCGGUGAUGUUUUGGAUUUUCGGCGGUGGGUUUGAAUUUGGUGGUACUAAUUACUACUUACCGCAACAGUUGAUGGCGCAGGGGGCUCUCCAGGGCCAGGAUUUUAUUUACGUCUCCGUCAACUACAGAGUCGCCGCCUUUGGGUUCUUGGGAGGACUGGAGAUCAAGGCUGAGGGUAGUGGUAAUCCUGGGUUAUUGGAUCAGAGACUUGCCUUACAAUGGAUUGCCGACAACAUUGCUUCGUUCGGUGGUGACCCAAGCAAGGUUACCAUCUUUGGAGAAUCGGCUGGUUCGAUUUCCGUGGCCCACCAGAUGAUUGCAAACAACGGCGACAAUACCUAUAAGGGAAAGCCAUUAUUCAGAGCUGCUAUCAUGCAGUCCGGGUCUGUUCUUCCAACUUUAGACAUUGAUUCGGCAUACCCACAAAAGAUCUUUGAUGCUGUCGCCAAUGCCGGUGGCUGUGGUUCCGCCUCUGACAAGUUGGCGUGCUUGAGAGGUCUUUCUUACGCCGACAUGCAAGCUGCGAGCAACUCUGUUCCUGGGAUCUUUUCCUAUGAGUCUUUGCAAUUAUCCUAUAUGCCAAGACCUGAUGGUGGCUUUAUUCCCUACCAACAAAUGCAGAUGGUUGCUGAUGGCAAAUACGCGAGAGUUCCAUACAUUAUCGGUGACCAAAACGAUGAGGGAACUCUUUUCGCCCUCACCAACUUGAACAUAACUACUGACGCUGAAGUGAGUGCGUAUAUUGAUAACGUGUUCCCUAAUCUUUCAUCCUCCCAGUUGGCUGAAAUAUUGACUUUGUAUCCACAGGAUGUCACCCAAGGUUCUCCAUUUAACACCGGUUUGUUAAACGCGUUGACGCCUGAAAAUAAGAGACUUGCAUCUUUCCUUGGUGAUAUCGUGUUCCAAGCCCCAAGAAGAUUUUUAUUAAACCACACUCCAGACGUUACUAGAUACACCUUUGUCUCUCAGCAAUUAGCGGGUAUCCCAAUUCUCGGCACGUUCCACGCCAAUGACCUCAUCUGGCAGUACUUUGUCACUGGAUCAGGGUCCUUGGUUUACCGUAAUGCGUUCAUUUCGUUUGCCAAUAACUUGAACCCUAACGGCGGUGGAAUUUAUACCUUGACCAACUGGCCACAAUACCAGAACACCAAUGCUCUUGCCAACAACAUGAUGUAUAUCAAUGCCGUGGGUCUUUCCACCGGAAAAGAUAACUACAGACAGGCGGCAAUAAGCUUCCUCAACAGCGACUACCAAAGCAUUUUAACUUAAUUAUGGGUUAAGUCGUAUCUUUCUGGCUAGUGUUAGUUUAGAUAUUUGCUAUGUAAUAGUUGUAUAUCCGAUUAGUAGGAACUAGAAUCUAUAUAUAGGAUAGUAGCCCUGCUUCUGUCCAUUUCAACAUACAGCAAGGUUGUGGUACAUUAGAUAAAAGUCUACGCCAUUAGCUAAAAGAUAGUAUCAUGCCAGAAGCGAGAAAAUCUGCCGAUGUAAGCAAUCUAGUUAUUUUCCAAUCGAAAAAAAAAUCGGGCCGAGCAGGGAAUUGAACCCUGGGCCACUCACACCCAAAGCGAGUAUCAUACCACUAGACCACACGGCCGAUUAUUUAAGAGAUAGCGUCACGUGAAGUGUCUUAAUAAGGCGCCAGAGAG
This is a messenger RNA of Babjeviella inositovora NRRL Y-12698, 2110 nucleotides long. RefSeq lists its product as uncharacterized. The coding region runs from base 33 to 1733 and encodes 566 amino acids. The record is from RefSeq and is a predicted model, not a curated record. The transcript has a single exon. NCBI's taxonomy places the organism in Eukaryota, Fungi, Ascomycota, Pichiomycetes, Serinales.